Molecule: messenger RNA, 264 nt
Organism: Perkinsus marinus ATCC 50983
Lineage: Eukaryota; Perkinsozoa; Perkinsida; Perkinsidae
Exons: 3
Coding region: 1-264 (87 amino acids)
Source: RefSeq, a predicted model, not a curated record
AUGCGAGAUACCCUUAGAGGGGUUGAAGAGAAGUUGGACCAGGAUGAGUGUACUAAGCUUAUAAAGGAGUUACAAGCAUUGGUUACAUCAAAGAAGCAAGAGAAGGCUGAGAAGGAUAGGAACCGUAAGAAACAGGCUACUGACGUAUCACAGAUGAAGAAGGGUGCCAAGGUUGAUUAUCAGGCCGAGAUCGACAUGAUGUAUGGGGAUGGUGGCUAUGGUGAGUAUGAUGAUGAGUAUGACGACUACGCUGACUUCAUGUAA